Molecule: messenger RNA, 1977 nt
Organism: Zychaea mexicana
Lineage: Eukaryota; Fungi; Mucoromycota; Mucoromycetes; Mucorales; Lichtheimiaceae
Product: glycosyl hydrolase
Exons: 4
Coding region: 318-1931 (537 amino acids)
Biological process (GO): carbohydrate metabolic process
Molecular function (GO): hydrolase activity, hydrolyzing O-glycosyl compounds
Source: RefSeq, a predicted model, not a curated record
CACACAGCACCCCAUGGGGAAAAGACGCGGACGGACAUUAUGGGGAAAUGUCCAAAUACUUCCUAUUGUCCGACUUAUUCGCCCGACCAUAAUCAUCAGCAUCAUCAUCAUCAUUAGCAGCAGCAGCAGCAGCACACUCACGUAGCAUUUAUGAUUAGUUGCUGCAUGAAUUAUAACCUCUUUUCCGUCACCGGUCCGGGGUAUAUUGCCUUUCUUUUCACCUUUCUCUCUUUAUUUUCGCUUUCUUUUUUCCCUGAGAAAGUCGCUAUCUCUACUGCAACAUUACUUCUCCUGACUCUUUUAUACAGUAGCGAAGUAUGACUACCAGUAACUACAGCAACCCUAUUAUUUCGGGAUUCAACCCAGAUCCUUCUAUUUGUCGUGUUGGUAACGACUUCUACCUGGUGACUAGCACCUUCCAGUUUUUCCCGGGCGUACCCAUCUACCAUUCGCAAGACCUGGCGAAUUGGACUCAGAUUGGCAACGUCUUGAGCCGCCCGGAACAACUCGCGGAUCUUGACAAGACGCUCGUAAAUGGCGGUAUUUGGGCACCGACAAUUCGGUACCAUAAAGGCACCUAUUACAUGAUCACCACCAUGGUAUUCACCGACAAACCUCACUUGGACUUUUCUCGUUGGCGUAAUUUCUUUGUGACAGCCACGAAUCCUGCUGGACCAUGGUCUGAUCCUGUCUUUUUCGAUUAUCCUGGCUACGACCCGUCGUUCACCUUUGAUGAUGAGAACGAUGGUCAGGUCUAUGUCCAAGGCUCGUUUUACCAUCGUAUUCGUAAAGAGAUUUCGCAAAGUAAGAUUGAUGUCAAGACCGGCGAAACUGAUCCCCCGCAUCGCAUUUGGUCAGGCACCGGCGAAAAGGCGCCAGAAGCACCCCACAUUCUUUACAAGAAUGGAUGGUACUACUUGAUUAUUGCAGAAGGUGGUACAGAGCUUGGUCAUCGUGUCACAAUGGCUCGGUCCAGAAAUAUCGACGCGGAUGAACAAGACUGGGAAGCAUGUCCAACAAAUCCAAUAAUUACACAUUUUGAUCUGCCAGACGAGCUAGUGCAGUGUGUAGGCCACGCGGAUCUGUUUCAGAAUACAGAUGGUCAGUGGCACAUGGUCUUGCUGGCAUCAAGAGCUUACGACUGCGACCAUUUUCCCAUGGGCCGCGAAACAUUUUUGGUACCUGUCAAUUGGGAUGGCGACUGGCCAAUGGUUCAGAGACCGAUCAAGGCAGUUUCUGCGGAUUCCUUUGCCAAAAGUACUGAUCUGUGUCCAUUUGGAGCUGUUUCUCAAGACGGCGGUGAUGAUAGCAGCAGCAGCAGCAAGAACAACUACCAAUGGGCUUUGAACUGGCUUUGGCUGCGUCUACCGGACAAAUCAAAGUAUCACUUAAUCGACACGACUCAAUGCGUUCUCACUGGAUCAGCUGCUCUGCUCGAUGAUCCAAAAAUUUCUCCCACUCUCGUUGGCCUGCGCCAAGGCCACGUCAAAUGUCGAGUCACAGUUGAGUUGAGCAACAUUCAACGUGAUAGCGCAACGGCUGGUUUGACGGCGUAUCUAGAUUGCCACCAUUAUCACGCCAUGGCUGUAAAGCAUACUACUGACGGUCAUCUCAGAUUGAAUCACAUUAAAGCAGCAGCAUUGUCUUCCGCUCCUUCUAACACAGCAACAACAACGACAGCAGCAGGUGAUGAAGAUGGUGGUGUUACUCUGCCUUCAGCCAGCAGCGACGACAAGGUUACAUUAGCCAUCGAAACGAACGAAACCGAAUUCUAUUUCGAGUACAAGCAAGAAGCAAAGGGAAAAUGGCACCGUUUGGCCACAGUGAGCAGCAAGGAGCUGUCCACCGGAUUUACAGGAGUAAUUUUCGGCCUUUUUGUUACUGGUGACGGGAGCGCUCAGUAUGGAAACUUCAACUAUCAGGUGCUUUGAUUUAUUUUGGUGUGCGAAAAAAGAGUCAUUACUGAGUAGACUGGCG